Molecule: messenger RNA, 683 nt
Organism: Hydra vulgaris (swiftwater hydra)
Lineage: Eukaryota; Metazoa; Cnidaria; Hydrozoa; Anthoathecata; Hydridae
Product: nuclear cap-binding protein subunit 2
Biological process (GO): mRNA cis splicing, via spliceosome
Cellular component (GO): nuclear cap binding complex
Molecular function (GO): RNA cap binding
Source: RefSeq, a predicted model, not a curated record
UUAUUUUAUUUUAUUUAAAAACUUUUUUAAUUUAGCAAAUAUAAUGGCAGCUGGCCUUAGUGCUUAUAGAGAUCAACAUUUUAAAGGGACUCGGGCUGAAUUAGAGCGAAAAUUGGAAACAAGCACAACUCUUUAUGUUGGAAAUCUCUCAUUUUAUACUUCAGAAGAACAAAUUUAUGAACUAUUCUCUAAAAGUGGGGAUGUCAAGCGCAUCAUAAUGGGACUUGACAGGGUAAAAAAGACCCCUUGUGGAUUUUGUUUUGUAGAAUAUUACUUUUCAGAAGGUGCUGAAAAUGCAAUUCGAUAUAUUAAUGGUACAAGAUUAGAAGAUCGUAUUGUUCGAAGUGAUUGGGAUGCAGGAUUUGAAGAAGGUCGUCAGUAUGGUAGAGGGAGAAGCGGAGGACAAGUACGAGAUGAGUAUAGAAAUGACUAUGAUCCAGGACGAGGAGGUUAUGGUAAGCUUGCACAAGAUCGUAACAAAGCAGAUGAUAGUUUUGAUGCAGAAAAUUACAGUGAUGCUAAAUAAGUCUAUAAAAGGUCCUCAACAAAGUGCAACAAUGUAGCAAUGAAUAACAAAUUGCAAUAGAAGUCAAAUAAAGACAAGUGCAGCAAUGUAACAAUAAAUAAAACUGCAAUAGUCAAAGUGCUAGGAUAUAAAAAAUUUAAGCCAAGUUUUCAGAAAA